AUGGAAUCAAGUGGGAAGCUUCUUGCAGCAGCAGCAGCGUUUGUGGAGAACAUUUCUGCUGUUGGUGUGUGUAGUAACGAGGGAUGCCUCAAUGCGUUUAAUCCCUCCGCGUUUAGCUUGCCGCUUAAAUUUAACGGUGGUGUUCCUGUUUUGCCACCAACUGCUGCGAGACUUGAGGCGGCGAUUGCGGCCGAAGUUUUCCCACUGGGGUUGAUAGGACGUCAAUUAUGCAGCUCCGUUACUCAACUUGGUUUUACGGUGAAGGAGUACGUCGCGAAGCUUUUCACCUCAGCUCAGCAUCAGUUUGGCUGCAGCCUGGAAACUCUCUUGCAUUCCCUUUGGAUUCUGGAGCGCAUCCAGACGAGAAACAUACUGGCCCAGCAAAAGGGUAUUAUUGCCUUGCGAAAUGGUUCUUAUUGCAGGUUUAGUGACGUAGAUAAUGACAUGUGGGCAGGCAAGGAUACAUCGGGCCUCAUUUUGACUGAAACCGGGGCAACUGUCCAUGACGGCAUAAAUGCUGAGGAAAUCCGCAGCGCUGCCCCUCUCGUCUCUUCCGUUUCAUCUGAAAUGCGCUCAGUGGGGCCCAUGUCGGAUGUUGGGGAUGACGACUCUCUCUGUACCGUGUGCACUGGAAGUCGUGUGUUCAGUCUACAGCCGUGGAACGUGCAGCUCUUUAUUGCUGCCUCGCUGCUACUCAGCAUAAAGGUUAAUGAGGAUGCAUUUGCGGAAGUGGAUGGUGAGAUGCUAACUCUUCAGUUUGGUACGAUGGCAGGGUGUGAAUUUAAAGCACUUCUUUGCGCCGAACGCUGUGUAUGCGAACUCAUAUGGGAUGAACUCCGAGUAACACGAAAGGGAAUAGAGAACGUCAUACGUCGCCUCGGAAUGCGACUCCCCGUCCUAUGA
Messenger RNA from Trypanosoma cruzi, 903 nucleotides. RefSeq lists its product as uncharacterized. Bases 1 to 903 code for a protein of 300 amino acids. The record is from RefSeq and is a predicted model, not a curated record. The transcript has a single exon. Lineage: Eukaryota; Euglenozoa; Kinetoplastea; Trypanosomatida; Trypanosomatidae.